This is a messenger RNA of Saprolegnia diclina VS20, 1561 nucleotides long. RefSeq lists its product as hypothetical. The record is from RefSeq and is a predicted model, not a curated record. The transcript has a single exon. Lineage: Eukaryota; Oomycota; Saprolegniomycetes; Saprolegniales; Saprolegniaceae. Bases 107 to 1450 code for a protein of 447 amino acids.
CGCACUGCAGUCAAGUGCGAGGUUUUGUCUCCGGGACGUGGUGACUGGCCCGUCCCAAGCUCGCGACGUGGACGGUAGACGAUUAAAGAAAUGGUCCGGUUCUUUAAUGGCAGCAUCCAGAACGAGUCGAGAUUUCCAUUGUGAGAGGGCAAUGGAUCAAGGCCAAGCGACCGAGGUAAUUGAGGUCGACGACGAUAGUACCGACGUGAUGGGCGCGAGCCGUGUGCCGCCACAGCGCAGCCACGGGGUGACGACCGACACGCUCGACUCUAACCGCAAGCCCAAAGACCUCUCCAUGCCGAACAGCGACAAGGACGCGGUGGGCCAGGACGAACUACGGGACGGGGCGACGCUCGACCGCGUACCUCACGGUGUCUCGCCCGACGGGGCGUGGCCGGUGCGAUGGACGUCGUCCUGGCGAUCGUUUGACGACCUUAUGACCACGGUGGCCAAUCUGCACGCACGCUGCAAGACGGAGGUCACGUGCGAGGCGCGGCCGUUUAACGAGCACGCGUUCGGCCGGGCCUUUCCCGCUGCGAUCUUUUGCGCCGGGACACCCGAGCGCGGUGCCUUGGUGUGUUCGCACGACGCCUGCGACUACCGCAUCGGCUUUGCCUACAACUACCACCUCGCGCUCUACACGGUGCACCCCUCGGCGACGCGCUUGCGACACUGCCACGACAUUGUGUCAGCGGCGCCGCCGUCAUCGCUUCUCACGCCGCUUGAUCACGACACGCUCUAUGCAGCCGGCGUCGGCGCCCGCCUCUGGCCCACGCCGUGGCCGGCGCAGUGGUCCACGUUUUCGGACCUCCAGGGCUUUGUGGCGUGGAUGCAGAUCGCGUUUGAGACGUCGCUCGCCAACGACGUCCGGUGCUUUACGCCGGCGGCCUUUGCAGCCACGUUCCCGGACACACCCUGGAACGACCGGUGCGUGCAGCGCGGGUUCUUUUACUGCAACGCGGCCCACGACUGCCCGUUCCGCCUCUACUAUGCGUUCGACGCCGCGACUGCCAUAUACGCGGUCAUGACGACGACGUCGCGCCUCGCGCACAGCCAUGAGACCAAAGGCGGCGCAGUCGAUGCAACGCGUGCCGUGGUACCGCCACGAACGACGAUGGCCAAGCCCAAGAUUGGGAUCGUCGCGCCGUCAGCCUGUAUUGGCGAGCGCAGUCGUAGCAGCAAGCGCAAGCGCCGAGCAGUAGCAGUCGCCGACGACGAGAGCAGCGAAGACGAGAACAUCGAACAAGCCAACCGACGCAAGACGCUCCGGGGCCACUUUCAGGCCAUCUGCAAGAAGGCGAUAGGCAACACGCUCUUUUACGAGUACGCCCAGCUCGUGCUCGCCAACUUGAACACGCCCCACGACGGCGAUACCGACGACGACGACGAGACGGUCGAGGCGUACCAGCCCACGAAGAGCGGCGACCCUCAGUCACGCCUAACGCGAUAAGAGGCAUGGACUCGGCUCGUAUGUUGUCUGGCUCUGCGUUGUUGUUCCGACUAGAGGAAGGUCAAGGUGGUGGUCGCUGCCGUGCCAUAGCCCACACAUGUGAUGUCUCUA